CUACAGCACAGUUAGCUGCAAUUUUGUUACGUUUUGCUAUCUAUCGGUAAUUAUGGAGGACAUCUUAAUCCCAGACGUUUCAAGAAUCGCGCGCCUCACCAGAAAAACCAUCGAUAGAUUCGUUUGUAUGACGGAGGCUAUUUCUGACACUGAUGAGGGACUAAGAUGUUUUGUAAAUACUUCCAAGUUGGCCAUAUGUCGGACAGUCAUGACGGAGUUGGCUACUAAAAUCUUAGAUUUUGAUGGUCUGUUUGACAUUCUGGAGAAGGUCACUUUGGCAGUGGUAGGAGACAGCCUGUCAUGUCCUUGCAGAACUCGCGAGUUACCCAACAUUACACGACAACAGGAAGAGGAUCUUCUGAAGUUCGAGACAUUCAACAAAGUCACUGUGAAGGAGCUGAAACACAAGAUAACUCUUCUUCGCUUGUUGAUCAAGAAACACAAGCAAAUAAUGGCAACUAACGAGAAAUACCUACAGGCGAGAAUCAAAUACGAGAAGAAACUGACGGCCAUUAUGUAUCGGCUUCACGGCCCCACAACGAUUAAAUCAAAGGUGAUGUUGUCUCUGCUGAAGAAGCGUGACCGGGCACAGAAAGCCUUCCUCAACGCCAGGACUGCAUUACGUAUCCAUGGCGACGUGGAGCAAAACAUUAGUGACAAGAUCAAAAUCACCAGUGACGAUAUUGUGUCCUUUAUCACAAACCAAAUCGUGGAUCGCCUGGACUAUGGCAUCGAACGCUGCCUGUAUGACGUCAUAGACAAAAUUAAACAACCGGAAGUCAAACAGAGACUACUCAAACUGACCCAACAUAUUAACAAGAAUGACAUGGCAGACAGGCUGGUGAGGCAGUGUUCAGAAACCUACGUCAUCAGGGUCAGCGUACAUCCGGGUAGUGUCAAAAACGAUGUGUGUCUGACUGAUAUCUCAAGCAGCGCUGGAAGUAUUGGCGAGUCGACAAUUGUUGAGGAGCUCAACCAUGUCAACUCUUCAAAGUGGAGAAAUCGGGCCAACUCUUCCGACAGGUGGCGCAAGUAGUUCUGGCGAAAUCAGCCACGACACGGGUUACUGUACUGGGGAUGACUGGAACAAAUUCGUCAUGGGUUUCACAGAACGUGAUGUGAAAGAGGUCAAAGUUCAGGUCAAGGAAAUACCGGACAGAUGGCUUCCUGGAUUUGUGGACAUCAAAAGAGGCAUGGAGAUUCGGCAGACGGCACAAGGGGACGACGAGGAGGUGUCGUUUGGAUACUACAGACCCAGUAGGAAGGCCCAGAAACAGUGGGGAUUCUUCUUCGUCGAUCCGACAUUGAGUCUGAUGGAACUCUACUGUCGCACACACAACUGAAUUAGCAGAUUGUCUCUAAAGUUACAAUAUAUCUGAAAGGAUGACGACGAAAACCACGAAACAAAAAAAUGUGGAAUGUACAUUUGUAUAAGAAAACAAUAAUGUUUUUCUACGAAAAUCAUAUCUAGCAAUAUUGACUUCUAAAGAAAACGCUGGGAUAUGGUUGAGCGAAAGCAUUAUAAGAUUCCAGGAUAAACCAAGUUAUGAAAAUGCACUCAAAUAAAGGACAUCAAAAAAGUACACCAAAUAAAGUACACCAAAUAAAGUACACAUAAUAAAGUACACCAAAUAUAUAUUAAUGCUAUGCAUAAUCUGAAAACCAACAAAGAACAUAUUCAAAUAGAAGGUUCCAAGAAAAUCAACGGAAUAUUCACUUCCACUUACCGAACAUAUUUCUGGCAUGUUCGAUAAUACAUGCUAGCCUUAUAUGGUAUAUACGAUUUCUAAUAUAAAUUUCAAUAUAAGGAUCGAGGACAAUGGACAAAUGUUCACCCAUUCCAUUGUAAAACAUUGGAUAUAUGUAUCCGUGAAACCGUGAAAAAAUGAGAAAUGACUCAGUUCACUAGAAGUUAACUUUCAAUUUUUUCUUAAUAUAUUUAUAAAUUGCUAGUUUAUACUAAUAGUUUAUACAAUAAACAUAUAUGUAUUACAGAAUAUAUGUUCGAAUAAAGAAAUGCAACUGUAUUGAAGAACUGCCACCUGAGUACUGGUGUAGAUCGAUAUUGUCAU
Pecten maximus is the source of this 2072-nucleotide messenger RNA. RefSeq lists its product as uncharacterized. The coding region runs from base 53 to 1036 and encodes 327 amino acids. The record is from RefSeq and is a predicted model, not a curated record. The transcript has 10 exons. Lineage: Eukaryota; Metazoa; Mollusca; Bivalvia; Pectinida; Pectinidae.